AGCUCCUCGCCGGCGACGCGGGAGGGCGGAUCCUGGCCUGCGGCCUCUCGCCAUGGAUAACCCGGAAAAUGUCUUUCAAAUGUUUGAAGCCCAUAUGCAGAGCUACAAGGGCGAUGACCCACUUGGUGAAUGGGAAAGUUACAUGCAGUGGGUAGAAGAGAACUUUCCUGAGAAUAAGGAAUACUUGACAACUUUAUUAGAACAUUUAAUGAAGGAAUUUUUGGAUAAGAAGAAAUACCACAAUGACCCAAGAUUCAUAAAUUAUUGUUUAAAAUUUGCUCAGUACAACAGUGAUCUUCAUCAGUUCUUUGAGUUUCUGUACAACCAUGGGAUUGGAACCUUGUCAUCUCCUCUCUACGUAGCCUGGGCAGGGCAUCUGGAAGGCCAGGGAGAGCUGCAGCAUGCCAGCGCUGUUCUUCGGAGAGGACUUCAAAACCAGGCCGAACCAAGAGAGCUGCUGCAACAACACUACAGGUUAUUCCAGGCACGCCUCACUGAAACGCAUUUGCCAACUCAAGCUAGAACCUCAGAACCUCUCCACAAUGCUCAGAUUUUAAACCAAAUGAUGACUUCAAAAUCAAAUCCAGGAAAUAACUCAGCCUGCAUAUCUAAGAAUCAGGGUUCAGAAGUUUCUGGGGUAGUAUCUUCAGCUUGUGAUAAAGAGUCGAAAAAGGAACAAAGGGUGAUCGUGAUUUCUAAAUCAGAAUAUUCUGCACAAGCAUCUUCAGCAGCCAGAGCUGACGUUCAGCAGGUUGUCAUGUAUUGCAAGGAGAAGCUUAUUCGUGGAGAAUCAGAAUUUUCCUUUGAAGAGCUGAGAGCCCAGAAAUACAAUCAACGGAGAAAGCAUGAACAGUGGGUGAAUGAAGAUAGACAUUAUAUGAAAAGAAAAGAAGCAAAUGCUUUCGAAGAACAACAAUUAAAACAGAAGAUGGAUGAGCUCCAUAAGAAGUUGCAUCAGGUGGUGGAGACGUCCCAGGAGAACUUGCCUGUUUUCCAGGAAAGGUCUGAGGUUAAUCCAGCAUGUAUGGGACCAAGUGUAAGCUCCCAGCAGGACCUGAGAGCCCCGUCUCUUCCAGCCGUCAAUCAUCAGACCUCAAGGAACAUGGAAGAGAAACCCAGAGAGACAACUCCUGUUGUUCCUCCUAUGGCAAAUGCUGUCACUGCCACUUUGGUGUCCCCGGCCAUCAGUCAGAGUGUAUCUCCUCCUGUUCCUUUGGCAGCCCAGCCAGGGACAGACUCCAUGUUUGCAGUGACCAGAAAAGAUGACAGAUAUGUGACUAAAAGUACUCAUGAAUUCAAGCCACAGAGUGAAGCCGAGAUAAAAGAAGGAUCUGAAACACAUAAGGUCGUUAACACAGGCUCUUUUCACACAACUCCAAACACGUCGCUUAGAAUGGUUCAGGCGACCCCAUCCAGGGUGCAGCCGUCACCCACCGUGCACACAAAGGAAGCAUUAGGUUUCAUCAUGAAUAUGUUUCAGGCUCCUACACUUCCUGAUAUUUCUGAUGACAAAGAUGAAUGGCCAUCUCUAGACCAAAAUGAAGAUGCUUUUGAGGCCCAGUUUCAAAAAAAUGCAAGGUCUUCUGGGGCUUGGGGAGUCAAUAAGAUCAUCUCUUCUUUGACAUCUACUUUUCCUGUGUUUGAAGAUGGAAACAAAGAAAAUUAUGGAUUACCACAGCCUAAAAAUAAACCUGCAGGAGCCAGGACGUUUGGAGAACGCUCUGUAAGCAGAUUUCCUUCAAAACCCAAUGAAGAAGUACCUCACGCCGAAGAGUUUUUGGAUGACUCAACCGUCUGGGGUGUCCGCUGCAACAGAACCCUGGCGCCCAGUCCAAAGAGCCCAGGACACUUCACGGCUGCCGCACAGCUCGCAUCCACACCUUUCCACAAACCACCCGCGGAUGCUGGGCCUGCUCUGGAGGAUAAAGAAAAUGUGGUUGCAAAAGAGUACAUCCAUGUGACUCUGGAUUCUCGUGAAGAAAACAUGGGAGAACCCUCAAAAGACAGAAAGUUCAGCUCAAUUCAAGAGAAAAGCCCAGAACCAGCAUUCCCUGCAGACAUAUCUUCAGCAUCCUUGCUCCGUGGGAGCCAGCCUGCAGCAGGUGGUGUGCUGGCCAGUGAGGUGGCACAGAGCCUCGAGGCUUGUAAACUCACAGACACUAACCUCAUCGUCGCAGAAGACCCACCCGGCGCCAGUGCCAGGCACCAAGCAGAAUGGACGCAGACUAGUUCACUUGAGAAUGUCAAUGCUUCAAACUUGACUGUUGAGAAUCCAUGGGAUGAUACGUUGAUUCUCAAACUUUUAUCUGGGCUUUCUAAGCCGGUGAGAUCCUAUCCAAAUACUUAUGAAUGGCAGUGUAAACUUCCAGCCAUCAAGCCCAAGACUGAGUUUCAACUGGGUUCCUUGCUGGUCUAUGUCGAUCACCUUCUUGGAGAAGGGGCCUUUGCCCAGGUCUAUGAAGUUACCCAUGGAGAGGUGAAUGAUACCAAAAAUAAACAGAAAUUCGUUUUAAAGGUCCAGAAGCCCGCCAACCCCUGGGAGUUCUACAUCGGGACCCAGCUGAUGGAGAGACUGAAGCCAAGCAUGCGACACAUGUUCAUCAAAUUCUAUUCCGCCCACUUCUUCCAGAACGGCAGUGUAUUAGUAGGCGAUCUCUACAGCUACGGCACGUUGCUAAAUGCUAUUAACCUCUAUAAAAAUACCCCAGAAAAAGUGAUGCCGCAAGCUCUGGUCCUGUCCUUCGCGAUCAGAAUGCUCUGCAUGAUUCAGCAAGUGCACGACUGUGAAAUUAUUCACGGAGACAUUAAGCCCGACAAUUUCAUACUGGGAAACAGAUUUUUGGAACAGGACGGUGAUGACGAUGAUGUAUCUGCUGGCUUGGCGCUGAUUGACCUGGGUCAGAGUAUAGACAUGAAACUUUUUCCAAAAGGAACUACGUUUACAGCCAAGUGUGAGACCUCUGGUUUUCAGUGCAUCGAGAUGCUCAGCAACAAGCCGUGGAGCUACCAGAUUGAUUACUUCGGGGUUGCUGCAACAGUGUACUGCAUGCUUUUCGGCACUUACAUGAAAGUGAGAAAUGAAGGAGGCAUCUGGAAGCCGGAAGGUCUUUUUAGGAGGCUGCCUCAUCUGGACAUGUGGAGUGAGUUCUUUCACAUCAUGUUGAAUAUUCCCGAUUGUCAUCAUCUUCCGUCUUUGGAUUUGUUAAGACAAAAACUGAAGAAAAUAUUUCAACAACACUAUACAAACAAGAUUAAGACCCUACGUAAUAGGCUAAUCGUACUGCUCUUAGAAUAUAAGCGUUCUCGAAAAUAAAAUACGGACAUUCCUUAAAAAUCACUUUGUAAAUGCUGGCCUGCUCACUCUGAUCCUUGAGGCUUUCCAUAUUUCUUGUUUAUGUAAAUGUUUCUUAAAAAUAAAGUCCACAAAAUAUA
Messenger RNA from Enhydra lutris kenyoni (northern sea otter), 3432 nucleotides. RefSeq names its product BUB1 mitotic checkpoint serine/threonine kinase. Bases 53 to 3313 code for a protein of 1086 amino acids. The transcript is spliced from 26 exons. Gene Ontology annotation, molecular function: ATP binding; protein kinase activity. Gene Ontology annotation, biological process: mitotic spindle assembly checkpoint signaling; meiotic sister chromatid cohesion, centromeric; protein phosphorylation. NCBI's taxonomy places the organism in Eukaryota, Metazoa, Chordata, Mammalia, Carnivora, Mustelidae. The record is from RefSeq and is a predicted model, not a curated record.